GCAGGAUUUAAACUGGUCUACCUAACACCUUCUAAUCACUGAACAGAGAGCAGUGCUAGACAAACAGUCACCAGAGGAUCUGUUUUUUUUUCUUUUUUUUUCUCUCUUUACGGUACCUGUUUCUUACGAUAAGUAGCCUACUGCACUGCCAUUCGGACUAAAAUUUGAAAAUGAAUAUACCACUAAAGACCAUUCUGAUCUUCUGCUUGGUGGCUGCAACGACUGCACAAUCUACUACAGAUGUAACAAGCAGUUUCACAGCUGAGAGCACAGAUACUCCUACCAGCACAACUGAUGCCAUCACAGUCACCACAGAAGCUACUACAGAUGUAACAAGCAGUUUCACAGCUGAGAGCACAGAUACUCCUGCCAGCACAACUGAUGCCAUCACAGUCACCACAGAAGCUCCUGAGGAGACAAGUACUGGUACUUUUAACACAGACACAACAACUGAUUCUACAGAUGAUACUCCUGCCAGCACAACUGCUGCCACCACAACCACUACGACACAAGGUCCCUGUGAAUCAAGUCCUUGUAUUGGAGACAGUACCUGUGAAGAACGGUUUGGGGGCUUCUUUGCUUGCAUCUGCAGGCCUGGGCUUGUUUACUUGGAAAUGAGAGGCUGUAUUCAAAGUAAGGUCUUCCCAGGUAGUUUAUCUUUGGCAAGGGUUUAUAAUCCAAAUAUGGCUAACAAAAUGUCUGAAGAGUUUCAACAGAUAGCAGGUGAAAUUGAGAAGCAGCUCAGAAACUCCCUGGGUGAUGACAGUGGCUACAUUAAUUCCAUCGUUUUCAGUCUAAGUAGUGGCAGUGUAAUUGCAGAAGUGCAGAAUUUCUACGACUUGUCAUCCAGUGCCACAUCGGAUUCAGUUGGGAAGAAGAUUGAUGAUGCACUUUCUGAAAUUGAAAACGCCACUAAUUAUGAACGAGGCAGUAUGUGUGAUCUUGACAUUUGUGACAGUACCACCACCAAAGCCUGUGAAGAACAAGUGGCUAGUGGUACUGUAAGGUGUACUUGCAAAGAUGGGUUCAUCAGGUCACAAUUCACAUCACUUUUCUGCCAUCCUUGUCCGAAUGGGGAAAUGGCAGUGGGUGAAGACAGCUGUAAAAAGUGUUCUUUUGGUUUCGCUGGAUUUAAUUGCAAUGAUCCAUAUCUUUUGGUUGUGAUCGUGGUGUCCACUGUGUUGGGUGCAUUGCUGAUCAUCUUUAUUGUGGCCCUGAUAGUUGUAAACUGCAGGAAUCAAAAGGGAAGCUCCUCAUCCCAGGAAGAUUUUAGCUCAAGCUAUGGCAAUAAGGAAUUACAUAAACCUACCGGAGUUCCCAGGAUUCCUCGGGCCAACCCUGAUGCUGGCUGGAAGUCUAACAAUCUGGAGAUGACCGAUAGUGGGAGCAAUCAGGCACUGGUGACCAGAGAUCGCCCAGAGAGCAAAGCGCGCUACACUGAUUACGAUGAGGACGUGAGUAAUAGGGGUCAAGUUCCCCCAGCGUACUCCGGCUAUGGUGGGAGAGGAGUGGAAAAUGGUGGUGUCCACAACCCAUACUUUCGGCAAGAUGAUGACAGAAUGCGCAGAUAUUAACAUAAUUUAAUCAGGAAAAUCACUGCAUUUGUAUGAUUUUUCUUCAUCUU
Sinocyclocheilus anshuiensis is the source of this 1624-nucleotide messenger RNA. It is a transcript of the gene muc13b, whose product is annotated as mucin 13b, cell surface associated. The transcript is spliced from 14 exons. The coding region runs from base 171 to 1574 and encodes 467 amino acids. The record is from RefSeq and is a predicted model, not a curated record. NCBI's taxonomy places the organism in Eukaryota, Metazoa, Chordata, Actinopteri, Cypriniformes, Cyprinidae.